Uranotaenia lowii is the source of this 3660-nucleotide messenger RNA. RefSeq names its product dynein axonemal assembly factor 1 homolog (gene dtr). The transcript is spliced from 10 exons. The record is from RefSeq and is a predicted model, not a curated record. NCBI's taxonomy places the organism in Eukaryota, Metazoa, Arthropoda, Insecta, Diptera, Culicidae. Gene Ontology annotation, molecular function: protein binding. Bases 155 to 3595 code for a protein of 1146 amino acids.
AAGCUUUCUUCGGGCCCCUUUUUCAUUAUCAUCUCCAGGGCAACUGUUCGGUUUGUUAUUCUGGUCAUCAGUUUUCAAUUUUGGUUCAAAACAGAGCAGAAACAGUUGUGAAAAGUGAAUUUCUGUUUCGAUUUUUAAGGGGAAAACAAAAAGGAUGGUCCGAGGUAGUGAACAGGAAGAUUUCGGUCCCAAAAAGAUGACCAAAAAGUCUCUGGUGGAUUCGUGCAAGAAGAACAAACUUUACCUGACACCUCAUCUGAACGAUGUCUUAUAUCUGCACUAUUCUGGAUACGAUGCGAUUGAAUCGUUGGAGGAAUACGUCGGGCUGAAAUGUCUCUGGCUGGAGUGCAACGCCAUUUCCGUCAUCUCCGGGCUGGAGCACCAAACGGAGCUGAAAUGUUUGUAUCUGCAGAACAAUUUGCUACAGAAAAUUGAAAAUUUGGAACAUUGCAAGCAACUGGAUACGCUGAACUUGUCACACAAUCACAUCAACCGAAUUGAGAACUGUGGAUCCGACAUUCUUCCGGUGUUAAACACCUUGAACCUUUCGCACAAUUACCUGAAAUGUGUUGAGAAUUUGGAGCAACUCCGCAACUGCCACAACCUUUCGGUGCUGGAUAUUUCGCACAAUCGGAUCGAUGAUAUUGCGAUUGUUAAGAUUUUAGGUGAUAUGAAAGCUCUGCGAGUGCUCACCAUGACCGGAAACUCUGUGGUAAAUGUGAUUCCAGCUUACCGGAAAACGUUGAUUUUGGAAUGUAAAAAUUUGACUUAUCUGGAUACUCGCCCGGUAUUCGAUCGUGAUCGUGCCUGUGCUGAAGCUUGGAAACGAGGUGGCUACGAAGAAGAACGCCGAGAACUGCAACGUUGGAAGAAAGAAGAGCAACGAAAGAUACGUCGGAGCGUAAAUGCUACCCUUCGCAUGAGACAUCGAGGCGAUGGCGAGCCUGAGUUGUUAAAAACGAGCAGCGACGAAGAACCGGAGUCGAUCAAAUACACCGAGCCGCUCAUGGAAAUGGAACAGAAGUCUAACGAACAGGCUUGGGAUGAGGUAGAGCGAAUGUUCUGCAAUGCGCAAAGAGCAAAACCCGCUACACCGUUGAAGGCAAUAGAGCCACCGAAUGAAGCAACUUCAAACGAAAACUUGUCCUUUGAUCCAUAUUCAUGUUUCCGUCCCCAGAAAAAGCCGUUGAUUGAGGAAGUAUUUUCUGACGAUGACUUCAAUCGGGAAGAAAAGGAAACAGUUGUGCAAGUACCGAAGCAAUUCGAACAGGACACGGAACACCUGAUCGAAUCCGAAGAGGGCUGCCAUCCCCUUCAAGUGUUGAAACCGCUGAAAGAACUGAUUGCUGAAGAUCCUUGCAAUUCUCCGAUACAUGAAGAACCCUCAGUUGGAAACAAAUCUCUUGUUGAAGAGUUAAACUCGGAAAUCGAACACAGUUUAGAGCUUCUGCAAAAGACAGAGAAGGUGGAAUCUGCAGAACAAGAAGACGAUACACUGAACGUCGUGUUCAACGAAGAAAACAAACAAAUUUCAAUAAUUUUAGAAUCCAAAGAAGGAGAAAUCAUCGGAAAAGUGGAUUCGCGACCUUCUUCUUCAACCGGAAGAAACCAGGAAGAAGACCAAAACGAGGACAGUUUGGAGUCCAAUGUCACUAAAGUAUCGCAAAGCAGCAGCGUCCCCGAAAGCUCGGAACCCGACUCGAGUGACAGUGAGGCAAUGUACGAUAAAAUAAUCCCGAAGAAAAAUCCAAGAUUAGCCACCAAUUACACCUCCAGCUCCUCCACUCCCUCCGAAUCCGAAAACGAGGAACCAGACAGGGCACCAGUAAAGUUAGAACGGGAGAAAUCAAUCGCACAAUGCAUUGACGAGUACAAAAAGUUUUUCCAAUCCGUUAACGUUAUUGAACCAAACCUGGACGAAAAAGCAGAAAAAUCACAAGAACCAAUUCAAAAUCCCAAAACAAUGCGGACUGACCCUCGUGAAUUCGCUGGAAUGCUCAGAACUAUGCAGAAAAACUCCAACCAAGCCAAAAUUGAGCAAGCCCGACAAGAGCGUCAAUCAUCCAAAGAAAAUAUUAUCGAUCGUUUCAUCAGAAAUCAAGACGACUUGGAAGUCAAUCUGGAAGAGCAGGAACUCUCCAUCGGUGGCGAAAAGCAUGACUUCCGGGAGUAUCAGCUGGCCACGUUCCGUAAGGACCAGGAUAAACUUCAAAACUUGAUCGAUAAAGUUAACGCUCAAAAAGAUCUCUACAAUGCGCACAUCGACGAGAUCCACGUCCAGCUGGCCAACAUUAUGGAAGACUACGGACAAAUUGGAGAAAAACUGAGGAAAGUUGAUAACCUGCUUCAGAACAUCAACGAUGAAACGAAACCUGCGGUUUCCGAAAAACGAACAUCCAUCGAAGAGGAAAUUCCUGAAGAGAUCGAGGUGGAAUGCUCGGAACUGGAAACGACCCAGGAAUCUGGGGAAGAGUUCGAUGUCUUGAGACUUGGAAGCCAAGGAACGGUUGAGCAAAUAGUUGAAAAACUGAUUAGCGCCCAACCGAGCGGAAUGUUCAAAGCACCACCGGAAUCUUCAGAUUCUUUGGAUGAGAAUGUUGAGGAAAACCAAGAAGACGUCCGCAUUCCGAAAACUACCGCAGAAGCUACAGCAAUUUUCAUGAAUCCUCACCAAAUAGUAGACGAAGUGCUCGAGUCGGCUCAAACAAUCGUUGAAAGAAUAAAAUCAGAAAAAAGCAUCAAAUUCAGCGACUCAGCUCAAACGACUUCCAGUGGUUCCUCAGAUGAGGAUGAGCCUCCAAAAGAACUUCGCCCGGAUCACAGUUUGUUGGAGCUUCUAACAUCACCAAAACCAGUGCUCGUUCCACCACAAGAUCUGGAGCUGGAAGAAGAGCUGCAGCAGGACCCCAUCUACCGGAAGUUCAUUGAAAUUCAGCACGAAAUCGAUCAGCUGGCUGAUGAUGAAAUUUAUAACAUAGUAACGGAAGCUACCGAGGAACUGAGCGAUAAUCCAAUGAUUGGGCAACAACUCAACUGUCAGGUGGAUCAGUACUGGAAGCGCUACGAAGAUCCGGAAGAUAUGCGCAGAAACAUCAACAUCAGUGCUCAUCCAAUAAUUACUAAGUUUAGGCAGUUUAUUCGGAGACACAGUGAUAGGGGUGAUGAUCGGGUGGUGGCUGAUUUGGAUAAAGUCCGGGACGUUGUAGAAAGAAGACUGUCCAGUCAAGUUUACGACUCAUAUAUGGUGAUGAACAGAAAUGACAGUAGCUUGAACACGUCAGAUGAAAAGGACGAAGACCUUGAAUUUAUUGAUGCUGAAGGAGACGAAGCAGCUGAAGGAUUGAUUAUCGAGAAAGGCAGGGCAUGGGAAGAAGUCUGUGAGAACGAAGAAGAUGAAUUUGAAGAUCUAGAAACACCGGAUUUUAACAAAACAUUCGAUAUGCCGGAAGUCGAGGAUGUUGAAUCGAAUGAAAUUAUCGGUGAUAGAGAAGACAACUUGCAGGAUCGAGUUACUUCGGACAUGGGUGAACAAAAGCAACAAGGCGAGGCUUUAUUUGUCAAGCACACUUUCAACAGUGAUUCAACAGAUAUUUAAUUGUUUUCGGUUUCACUCACUAAGUAGAAUUCGUAAUUAAUAAAUGCACGCAUUGCUUCACAAUA